GAUUAGUGCCCUCUUGGUGUAUAUUGAAAAACUAAAAAUACAUAAUUUUAUUUUAGAGUGAAUGAGAAGAAAACACUUCCCGGCUCAAGGUCAUUGAGCUCUAGUUGAUUUCAUUAAUUUUAGUUUAAUUUUAAAACAAGGAACAAUUUCAGUUUAACUGUUGUUCCACAUUUGAUUAUGAGUAGGUAAUCAAUGAUUUCCUUUCAGAUUAGGCAGAUGAAUUCCCUUAUUGUUUGAAAAUAGUAAAUCACAAUAGGUAGCAGAAGUAGAAAAUUCAGUGCCAGAGGAGCUAUGACUCGACCACCAAAUGAAAAUUUACCAACAGUCAAAUUAGUAGUUGUUGGAGAUGGAGGAGUCGGUAAAAGUGCCAUUACCAUUCAAUUUUUCCAAAAAUUAUUUGUUACUGAUUAUGAUCCUACUAUAGAAGACAGUUAUUUACAACAUGUAGAAGUAGAUGGACAAUGGUGUAUGCUAGAUGUUCUUGAUACAGCUGGUCAAGAAGAAUUCAGUGCCAUGAGAGAACAGUACAUGCGGAAAGGGGAUGGAUUUUUAUUGGUAUAUUCGGUAACUGAUAAAAAUAGUUAUGAAAAUAUUAUAAAUUUUCAUACUCAGAUAUUACGUGUCAAAGAUAGGGACACAUAUCCAAUGUUACUUGUGGCAAACAAAGUAGAUCUUGUACAUUUACGUAAAGUGACUGAAGAGCAAGGACGGGAUUUGGCUCAUAAAUUAGGGAUUCCGUACAUUGAAACUAGCGCAAAAGAUCCACCGUUGAAUAUAGACGCAACUUUUCAUGAGGUAGUGAGAAUUAUACGAAAUCAACCCCAAAACGAGAACGAAAGACGAAAAAAGAAAAAACUACAAAAAUUGGAUAAGCCGAUCAGCUGGAAUCGUGGAGGAAGUGCGAGCUCAUUUUUUCGAGGCAGGGGUGUUCAGAACGCUGUAACUCAAGUUCUACACAAUAUUUUGGGUUAAAAUUUAUAUUUAUACUGUCGUAAUAUAUCUUAAUAAAUGAUAAUAAA
Molecule: messenger RNA, 1019 nt
Organism: Diorhabda carinulata
Lineage: Eukaryota; Metazoa; Arthropoda; Insecta; Coleoptera; Chrysomelidae
Product: ras-related protein M-Ras-like
Exons: 6
Coding region: 292-972 (226 amino acids)
Biological process (GO): signal transduction
Cellular component (GO): plasma membrane
Molecular function (GO): GTPase activity; GDP binding; GTP binding
Source: RefSeq, a predicted model, not a curated record